Molecule: messenger RNA, 6547 nt
Organism: Columba livia (rock pigeon)
Lineage: Eukaryota; Metazoa; Chordata; Aves; Columbiformes; Columbidae
Gene: RTKN2
Product: rhotekin 2
Exons: 13
Coding region: 209-2062 (617 amino acids)
Biological process (GO): hemopoiesis; signal transduction; positive regulation of cell population proliferation
Source: RefSeq, a predicted model, not a curated record
CGGCGAUCAUCUCCACCGCCACGUCCACCUGCCUGCUCAGGGCCCGCUCCCGCCGCUGCACCUCCUGCUUCUUCUGGGACAGCUGCACGAAAGCCGCCCGCACCUCCAGCAGCUCCGCCGUCUUCUGGGCCAGCUCUUUGGACUACAUGUUGACCCAGCUCAGUGAAUGGGAAGACUUCAACUGACCUCAGCAGGCUGAAAUGAAGAAAUGAGAUGGAGGCCAAAAAUUUUGCCUUUUAACUUAGCCCUGGCAUCAGUAAGCGUUCUGGAAUGCGACAUCCAAGAGAAGAUCAACUUUGAAAUCCGCAUGCGAGAAGGCAUCUGCAAACUACUCGCAGUGAGCACACAGAAAGACCAACUCUUGCAAGCGGUUAAAAACUUGAUGGUUUGCAAUGCUCGUAUACGUGCAUACAGGACAGAGCUACAGAACCAAACCCAAGAGCUGACCCCGUGCAGAACUGGAGACCGGUCUUCAGAAAAUGGGACAAAAGACAGGGUGGCAUGCAGAGCAAGGGUUGCUAUAUCAGAUAUUCGAAUCCCAUUAAUGUGGAAAGGCUCUGAUCACUUCAGCAAUAAAGAAAAAUCACAGCGCUAUGCCGUUUUCUGUUUGUUCAGAAUGGGAGCUGAGGUUUUCGAUACAGAGGUGGCUAUUGUAGAUAAAGCAAUAACAGAUAUCUGUUUUGAAAAUGUAACCAUAUUUGAUGAAGCAAGACCAGAUUUCCAGGUGAAGGUUGAAGUGUAUAGUUGCUGUACAGAGGAGUCUUUAUAUGUAACAAACACUCCUAAGAAACUAGCAAAGAAGCUUAAAACAUCCCUCAGCAAAGCUACAGGGAAGAAACUCAAAGCUGAGCUGGAAGAAGACAGCACCGAGUCCCUUUUGCCCGCUGACCUUGUCAUCCAUGGAGCAAGAUACAGUUUGCUGGCAUAUACCACUUUGGGGCUGGAGAGUGCCGAGGACAAUUUCAGGACUCACAACCUUACCAUUGUAGGAAAUGAGGAAUCCUCUUUUUGGCUCCCCCUGUACGGAAAUAUGUGUUGCCGUUUCGUUGCUCAGCCUUCCUGCAUGGCUAGGGAUAUGAUGGCAGGAUUUCUUAAUCAGCAGCAAACGAUAGGAAGUCUCACUAGCUGGAGAAGGCUCUAUUGCGUACUAAGAGGUGGGAAGCUCUUUUGUUAUUACUCGCCAGAAGAAAUUGAGGCUAAACUGGAGCCAGCAUUGACAGUUUCUAUCAACAAGGAAACCAGAGUUCGAGCUGUGGAAAAGGACUCCAAGAGAAGAACUAAUAACUUCUCUGUUAUCAACCCCGUGUCUGGAGAGGCUUCGGUGCAACUUUUUGCUACUGACAGUAGGGAAGAACUUCAGAAGUGGAUGGAGGCUUUCUGGCAGCACUUUUAUGAUCUGAGCCAGUGGAAACAUUGUUGUGAAGAACUUAUGAAAAUUGAGAUUAUGUCACCACGGAAACCACCUUUGUUCUUGACAAAAGAAGCGACCUCUGUCUACCAUGAUAUGAGCAUUGAUUCUCCAGUGAAACAUGAAGGCUUAGCUGAUAUCAUACAAAGAAAAAUCGAAGAGAGUGAUGGUGAGUUCCUGCUUGGCCAGCAAAAAGAGUCAGCAGCUUCCUUAUGGGCUUCACUCUUUGAUGGAUCUCAUGAAAUGGUUGUUCAGAAAAAUGUGCAUCUUAGCCCAAAAAGAGAUACUACAAGUCCUAACGAUAGCAGAGGAAAGAAAAGAAGAGCUCCACCUCCACCCUCUGACAAGGCACCAUACAGUGCAAAAGCACAAGUGAACACAGAGCAAUUGGGCAAGGAAAACCAGGCGAAGUCUGACCGCACACCUGCUGGUAGUUCUUCCUUUGAUGCCAACUUAGCUACAAGAAUGCAGCAGUUGCAGACACCUGUUGCUGCUCCUUACAAAGCUGGUGCUUGUAGAAAAAGCAGCUUAGCUGGCCUUGGGAAUCCCAUUUCACUGCUUACCAAGACCAAGUCUGAAACCAAACCGGUACCAACACCUAGACAGAAAUGCAUCACAGAAAUGCUAGACCCUAGAUCAUGGUUGCAGCCAUAGACAGCAUAGUUAGCUUAGAAGAGUCCCUGGAAUUUUAAGUUUCUUGGCCUUCUACUAUAUACUUUUUUUUAGCCCGGGCAUUACUACUAGCUGCAGUCUCAGCUGUACUCAUUAUCACUAACAUCUACGUAAUUGCACUAGUAACAGGAGUUACCUCUAUCUGAAGUAACGGUGCUACUUGUGAAAAGACUGGUUCAGUGCUUUCCCCUUGAAAAGCUGGCAGUGUUCAGGGUAACUCGGUGUCCCUGCAGCAGGGAUGUCACUGUUCUCUGUUUAGCCCACUUGCAGCUCCUCAGACUGGUUCAAAUGGGAAUUUCACACACCUUCAGCACAGAUCUUGCAAAGCUGAUUUUCUUGGGCUCCAUACUUGGCUUCACCUAAAAUAUUCUUAUCUUUCCCUCCCUGUUUGGGAACCACUGCUUUUAAAUUAAUGUACUAUGACAAGUUAUUGUGCCCCCUGAAUGGCUCUGUAACUCCGUAUGAAUUUCUGAAGCAGUUCUACCAAUUUAGUGUGGGAUCUCCUAAGUUCUUGCUGGUGCGCACACUGUCCAAAUUGACCAGGGUUGUCUGUGAGCAAGAGUGUGAUCCAUCACUGCAGUUUGUUUUGGACUAAGAUGAGCAUUUAAAAGCAGGACUGCAUAUGAAGAGCUAUUCAGGCUCUCAUUUUCAUGUUGUUGUUGUUUUUUUCCUGGCUAAUGUGGCUCUGUAGCAAAGCUCUUCCUUUGUGGAGCCUCUCAGCUGUUCCUGGUCGAUAGCUGGUUUGUAAACACGGCAGUCUUACUGGUGGAAAAAUCGGGUUUUGUUUGCACUACUCGUUCUUUCAAAUAGCAGAGAAUAAGUACUUCCGGUGAAAAUAUUGAACGUGAUUAUUGAAAUAACCAACAUGUUCUCCAUUUUUGUAAGAAGCAUGGAUUAUUAGGGCUCCUGUGAUACCUGCCAAACAUUUAUUGCAUAUGAAAAGAUUCUGUUCUCCUGGAUCCACAGCGUAAAUAUCCAAACCUUUGCUUGGUUGCUCAGAUGCUGGCUCUUAUCCAUGAGCAAAUGUCUGCUCUAGAGCUUUGGUAUUCUGACCUGUGUUGAGAUGGUCGUAUCAGCAACUGUUCAUGAAUUUAACUGUAAUUUUUUCCUAAACUGCAGAUGGUUUUGGUGGCUUUACCAUUUCUCCAGAACAUUCUAUGUGCAUGAUUGGUUUCUCUGUUUAUCUAUUUGUUUUUAUUUCUGCUAGGCUCUUGGCUGCCCAGCUGUAAAGGUAUCUGCUGGAUUCCCUCAAUGCUUCAUUGGCUAUUUGGGAUGGGGCUUGAGGGGCAGCUUUCAUUUACAUAUCUUUCUGCAGGAUUAGAGCCCUUCAUUUCUAGAAUGUCCUUAUUCAUUCUUCAUUUAAUCACGUUGCAUUUUUCCCCCUGAAACAACCACAAUCAUUCUUACAAUAAAUCAUGCUGCUACUUAAGUGGAUGGUUUGUGAAAGUUUUAUAAAUAGGAACAGAAAACUGAAGAAUAACUACAUGAUUAUGUAAAUUGGACACAGUCGGCUAAGUGGACUGUACAACUCUGAACAAGAAAUAGGAAACAUGAACAGAGGGGGAGGAAAAACAUAUUUUCCAAAAUGCAGAUGCAGUUUAUUUAGCUUUAAAUCCAGCUUUAAAUGUUAUUGUGCUCUGGAAAGAAAGAAUACCUUUUUUUCUUGGUAACCCCUUUCCAUUUAGUUGUUAAUAUUUCACAAUAGAUCUCAUAAAUAUAUAAGGUAAGAAGGGCACCAUAAUGAGCAUUUAUUUUUAAAUUCAACAGACCAUUGAAUUUCAACAAGCAGUUUCGCUAUUCAGUGGCUUUGUUUUGAACUGAACAUUUUAGGAAGGCAUUUAAUAUUAAUUUAAAGUCUUCAAGUGAUGAGAAUUCACUCACAUCUCCUGUUGCAACAGUUAAUUACCCCACGUACAUUUUUCACUUGAUUUUCUAUUUGCAUUUCUAGCUCCACCUUAAGUUAUUCUGGUCUUUUUAUGCAUUUGAUUGCUUAUAUUGAUCUCUGUAGUAUCAGCUUUUCUAAUUGCUUGUGUGUAGUUAUAAAUCAUUAUUAUGUCCCUUUUAACCUUUUCUCUGAUGAGAUGUAGUGAAUUCCUUAACUUUCUUAUGGCAACAAAUGUUAUCCAAGACUAAUUAAUCUUCACGUUUUCUGUACUUCUCAUGUAUUGAAAUAUUUACAAGUGUGAUAUCUGAAUUAGAUGCCACAUGAUCUAUCAGGACCAUAUAGAGGCAUAAUGUGAUCCUCUUAUUCUAAUUAAUAACUCCUUCCCUUCCUUGCUCAAAAAUUGUAUUAUCCUUUUUUUUUGUGGAAUCAUUGCCUUGUGUGCUGACUUUUAUGGCUCAAGUCCUCUUCAGAGUCUUUUUCAAGAAUGUGGUAAAUCAUCCUCUUAUUAUCCUACCUUAUUUUUUUUAGAAAUACACACUGUAUUUUGCCAGCAUUACAAUACCGCUCAUGAAGUGAUGCAGAUUGCUCUGUAUAAGUGACCCAUCCUCAUUCUUUACUACUCCAGCAGUCUGCUUCUCCUUUGGAAAUUUAUCGCAAGUGAUUUUUUACAGUUUCUUCCAGAUCAUUGAUUUUUAAAAUGGAAUGCAAGGCAAGGUUUGUGGAGAGAGGUGGUAAGUUUUUAUUGCAUCAGUGACAUGAGUAGGGUGAUGGGGAAAAGCAAACAGGCCAUUGAGUUCAUGUUCCUUUUUUCCCAGAGCCUUUAAAAAAUUGUAUAGAUGGAAAACAACUAUAGUUCUUACUGAUUCCCUACUAGUACUGCAUUUUGAAAUGAGCUUUCUGUCUUCAACGUAACAUUCUGUAUUGAUAUCAUCUUGUACUGAUAUUUUAAAGGAAGUGACAUGUUCAGCUGGUUUUCAGGAGGUGAUUUUGCGUCCUGACGGGUAACACCUCAGGGCAGGUGUCUUCGUAUGAAAGAGUAAAAUUCAACCAGUUUUUCAAGACCUGUUCUCCAUGAGGCUGUGUUGAUUGACGUUUUAUAUCUAUCCUUAGCCUCAUAUGAGCCAGUUCACUAUGUUGCCCUGCUGACUGCUAAGCAAACCAGGUCAUUAAUUACUCUCUGAUCAUCCUGCUCCAGAACACCAGUGCUGUUCUCAUGGUCCUGCAGACCAUCAGGGCAGUGUUGAGACUUGUGUAACUAAUUGCACAUUUGGGCUUCUACAGCUGGGAAAGCUUUCGCUACUGAAUGUAGUCUCUGUUAUUUCAGACAACCAGUAUGUAAUCCCUAUUAUGAAGCAUCAGCUGACUUCAGGUUUUAGUAUUUAUUGUUGCUGACUUAGUGUUUUUUUGUUUCCUUCUGUGUUGCCAUUUAUUUGUCUUUGCAUCUUCUGUCAACCAAUUGGGUUUAACUGAUAAAAACUGCAGGUUACCGGCAAAUGUUGAUCUUAGGUAUAAAGUCAUUUGUAAGAAAUACAUUUGUACUCAGCUUUUGUCUACGGAGGAGAACAUAAACAUUAGUAAUAUAAACAAAGCACAAUUUUAGGAGUAUGAUCAGAUUAUAUAUCUGUGAGGAAAAUCAAUUUUUUUUUUCUUUUUCAUAUAGGGAUGAAUUGUAAUACUUUAUUGCUGACAUCCCUUAUCAUCACUCAGACUUGUUCAACAAUUAGAACUCUUUCUUUGUAGUUGUUUUUUUUUGGUUGGUUGUUGUGGGUCUGUUUUUUUUCUCAAGUUUUCCUGGCUAGAAUGAGGAUGAAUGUUCAAAACAGGAUUUAAGACCAAUAAAUGGCUUGUACCCAGGUGCUCUGACUCAUGUGACGUUGUCCAUCUCAGAGUGAAUGUCCCAAACCACCAGUGCAGCACUGGGAAGCCACAGGGGCAUCUGCUGCUGCUGAACCACAACAUGUGAUGAGGUCCUUUCUGAGAAAUGUGUCAGGCCCACGCUGAAAAUUGUGCCUGCUUGUUUGCUGCUGGAAUGAAUUAAUUGCUGCUUAAAAGCAGAAUUAAGUAGUGGGAUUGCUGUCUUGAAACUGGGUGGAGACAACAAUCAAACUGAACUCUUCUUUGAGGAAAUUCAGCUUUGAAAGCAAUUGCUAGUCCAGACUUGAAUAUAAAUUCCACAGAACAUGAACAGCUUGUGAAAUAUUGACUGAACAAAGACUUAAUUUAGUAACUUUUAAUAUCGUACCUAAUGUCUUCAGCUGUUCGCUUGGUCUUGGAAUGGUAGAUGGUACAUUUUGUGAUUUUAAAGACAUUAGCUUAAAUUGUUUACAUUUUUACUAGUUAUGUGAUUUUAUUUUUUUUCUAUGUUAAUUAUAUUACUAGUUAUUUUAUGGUAGUUUGUACGUAUUUGGAAAUACUGUUGUAGUAUUCAGAGUUGAUUUGUAAUUAAUGUAGAUUGCCUUAAUAGCAAAAUGCAGAUUUGGAAACUAAUGUAUUGUGAAACAUUAAACCAGAAAUCUCUCUUUGCUGCUAACACUGUAUUUCUGUUAAAAUAUGCAAGUUAAAUUAAAAACGUUUCUAGAGAA